Molecule: messenger RNA, 942 nt
Organism: Striga hermonthica
Lineage: Eukaryota; Viridiplantae; Streptophyta; Magnoliopsida; Lamiales; Orobanchaceae
Source: the annotation of a GenBank genome assembly
AUGGCGGCGCCAGUCGACGAUUACCCAAUGGGAGUGCGCUUCCGCCCAACCGACGAAGAGUGCUGCCGCUACCUCCUCGGCACCGUCACCGGAAACCCUAUCGCCGGCCACCAUCUCAUCAUAUCCGUGGCCGACCUGUUCGGCGAAAAGGAGCCCUGGGAGUUCUUCUCCGCCGAGGACGAAUGCCAAGAGCGCUAUUUCUACACCCGCCUCAAAAGGGUCGCCAAGAACACCAAGAGCUCUGGGAGUUAUCAGCGCUUUUCACGCAACAUCGGGAACGGCACGUGGUUGAACAAUGGCCAGCCGGUGUCCAUCCACGGGGAGAGGGGCGAAUUGUUGGGCCACAAGCGGUCCUUCCGUUACGUGCCCAGGAAAGGUGGUGCCCAUUGUUUCGGGGAGUGGAUUCUGAAGGAGUAUACGGUUCCGGACUGCAAGUUGGGGCAGGUGAAACCGGAGUUCAAGGACUAUGUGCUUUGCCUUCUCAGGAGGAAGAAGGAUAAGACGAAGAAGAGGAAGAGGAAGAGCGGGCCGGGCCUUGCUGAAUCAGAUUGUGGGCCUGCGGAAGGGGGAUUGGCCUACUUGCUCUCGACUUUGGUGGAUCAAAGUGGGCCGUCUGGUUGUGAAACCCUACCAGUAGUACAGGCUGGUGAAGGGAAGAAGGUGCUUGGAGGGUAUUCUGGUAAUUAUCAGAUGAUGGAUUUCGGUUAUUCGGUCGUUCCGAGUGAUCAUGGUGUUUGUUGGGUAAACGGUAAUUAUCCAGUUGGUUUGUGGGAGAAUGUUGUUGAUGAUGAUGAUGUGGUGGUGUUGGAAGAUGAUGAUAAUUUGGAGGAGCUCAUAAGUUUCGACAUGGACAACAAGGACUCAGUUCGGAGUCUCGACGAUUGGUUUGGAGGUUUGUGUGGUGCUAUGAGAGAAGAGUGUUUCACCUACCCAAUGUGGUAG